Messenger RNA from Nyctereutes procyonoides (raccoon dog), 3063 nucleotides. RefSeq names its product transglutaminase 5 (gene TGM5). Gene Ontology annotation, molecular function: protein-glutamine gamma-glutamyltransferase activity. Gene Ontology annotation, biological process: peptide cross-linking. Bases 163 to 2130 code for a protein of 655 amino acids. The record is from RefSeq and is a predicted model, not a curated record. NCBI's taxonomy places the organism in Eukaryota, Metazoa, Chordata, Mammalia, Carnivora, Canidae. The transcript has 12 exons.
UCUGCCCAGUAAGCAGGUGGCAGUGCAGCAGCCACCCUGCCUUCUGUGUCUCCUGGAGCCUUGAGGAUGGAAGGGGAAAAACACAAUCCAGGAUCAGUUUCCUGAAGCUCCACACCAUCACGCUGUUCUGUGGGAGCAGUCCAGGAACCAGGGGCAACCACCAUGGAGCAAGGGCUGGAGGUGGCCCUCACAGACCUCCAGAGCGCCUGGAACAACCUGCAGCACCACACAGAGGAGAUCAGCUCUGAACGACUCCUUGUUCGCCGGGGCCAGGCCUUUAACAUCACUCUCUACUUCAGGAACCGGAGCUUCCAGCCAGGCCUGGACAAUGUCAUCUUCAUGGCUGAAACUGGACCCCUACCAGACCUGUCCAACGGGACUCGUGCCCUGUUCAGCCUGACAGGUCGCCAUGGCCCCAGCCCGUGGAUUGCCUUGCUGGAGAACAACGGGGCCAGCUCCCUGGAGGUGAGCCUGUGCGCUCCUCCCACGGCACCUGUGGGUCGGUAUCUCUUGAAAGUUCACAUUGACUCUUUCCAGAGGUCCGUCACAGCCUACCAGCUUGGGGAGUUCAUCUUACUCUUCAAUCCCUGGUGCCCAGAGGAUUCUGUCUACUUGGACAGCGAACCCCAGAGGCAGGAAUAUGUAGUGAAUGAUUACGGCUUCAUUUACCAAGGGAACAAGAACUGGAUCCGCCCAUGCCCUUGGAACUAUGGACAAUUUGAAGAGAAUAUCAUAGACAUCUGCCUGGAGCUGCUAGACAAGAGCCUGAACUUCCAGACUGACCCAGCCACAGACUGUGCCCUGCGGGGAAGCCCUGUCUACAUCAGCAGAGUGGUGUGUGCCAUGGCCCAAAGAUCUUGCAAGGCAGCCCACACAUCACAUCUUGCUGAGGAAAAGGAUGCUUCCAAGUGUCUAUACAUGGUUUCUCUUCAGAUCAACAGCAAUGAUGACAAUGGGGUGCUCAAUGGAAACUGGAGUGAGAAUUACUUAGAUGGUAUCAACCCUGCAGAAUGGACCGGCAGCGUGGCCAUCCUGAAACAAUGGCACGCCACAGGCUGCCAACCAGUGCGCUACGGGCAGUGCUGGGUCUUUGCUGCCAUCAUGUGCACAGUGAUGAGGUGCCUGGGGAUCCCCACCCGUGUGAUCACCAAUUUUGACUCUGGCCACGACACAGACGGAAACCUGAUCAUAGAUGAGUAUUAUGACAGCACGGGCAGGAUCUUGGAGAAUAAGAAGAAGGACACUGUCUGGAAUUUUCACGUGUGGAAUGAGUGCUGGAUGGCUCGAAAGGACCUCCCUCCUGGAUAUGGAGGCUGGCAGGUGCUGGAUGCCACACCUCAGGAGACAAGCAAUGGCCUCUACUGCUGUGGCCCUGCCUCUGUCAGAGCCAUCAAAGAGGGAGAGGUGGAUCUGAACUAUGACACAGCCUUUGCCUUUUCCAUGGUGAAUGCGGACUGCAUGUCCUGGCUUGUCUAUGGAGGGAAGGAGCAGAAAAUUCACCGGGAAACGAAUACUGUUGGCAAUUUUAUCAGCACCAAGAGCAUUCAAAGCAAUGAGCGAGAUGACAUCACGGAGAACUACAAAUACAUAGAAGGUUCCCCCCAGGAGAGGCAGGUGUUCCUGAAGGCUCUUCAGAAGCUGAGGGCUGGAAGGUCUGAAGACCCCCAUCAAGCAUCGACAUCCAUGCCACUGAGCGAGGACAGCCUUCGGAGGCUACAUAUGCCUUCCCUUCAGCCCAGUGAUGUUGUCCAGGUUUCCUUGAAAUUCCAGCUGCUUGCCCCACCCCACAUGGGCCAGGACAUAAGCUUUGUCCUGCUGGCCCUUAACAUGUCAUUCCAGUUCAAGGACCUCAAAGUGAACCUGAGUGCCCAGUCCCUGCUGCAUGAUGGUAGCCCGCUACUCGCUUUCUGGCAGGACACAGCCUUCAUCACACUCUCUCCUGAAGAAGCAAAGACCCAUUCCUGUAGAAUUCCCUAUUCCCAGUAUAGCCAGUACCUGUCAACAGACAAGCUGAUUCGCAUCAGUGCCCUGGGCGAAGAGAAGAGCAGUCCAGAAAAGAUCCUGGUGGACAAGAUCAUCACCUUAGCCUAUCCAGGCAUCAUAAUUAAUGGUCAACAUGAGGAACUAUGAGCUCCAGUGGAAGGAACCUGAAUGGGGAGAAGAGCACUGCCUGAGAUCAGCUCAGAUUUGAUUUGCCACCUCUUAGCCAUGCAUUCUUGGACAAGUCCCUGGGCCUCUGCUUCGGGAACUGUCAAAUGAGAGGAUUAGACUAGCUGGCCUCUGAGGACACCAUCUGCUGUGACAUUCUGUGGUCCUCUGAGUGGGAAGACUUCAUGGGUCUCUUCAGUAUUGUUUCCCCAAGGCCAAGCAGCCUCCUGGACCUUGUCAAAUGAGCCUCUGGGAUGCCUGGUGGGGUGCAUCCAGCAAGCCCAGCCACUGGAGUCUUGUUUUAGGGAGGGUAUCCAAAAGUACCUCCAGGUUUCCUGAAGCUACUUCCAUCUUUCUAUGGCCUUGAAUGUUCCAUUGCUCUACACUCACAUAUUGGUGUGAAAAGAAGUGAGCCCAUUAUGUUAAGAGGGAGAAAAGGAAUGUAGUAGACUUGCAAUAAGAAAGUGCCAAAGAAGAUUCUAUCCACUCAAAUUAUGCAUGAGAAUCCUUUGGGAUUAUUUUACAUUCAGAUGAAAGCCUUGGAGCAGAGAUAACUUUUUUUUUUUUUUUGAGCAGAGAUAACAUUACUAGAGUAUCCAAUUUAUCAGAUUUUUCCAUAUUCUGGGUUGAGGGAUAUAAAAUAUUUUAUACAAACACCUAUGAAUGUAGAAAUGAAUCAAAGUUUUACAUAACAAUAUCUUUCAUGAUGUACGCUGAUAUUUUCUUCUGUUUCAUUUUUAAAAAACAUUAAUGACAACAUAUCAAGUUGGUCUUAACCCAUACCUAGAAAAACAUGGGCCAUAGAAAUCCAGCUCUUCAGGAAAUAGAUCUGAAGAGAAAUGCUGUCUGUAAAGGUUUGAUGAAUUGGGGAAUGAGAUUAAUCUUCUGCUUCCUUCUUCUCCUCUGGAUCUCUCU